Molecule: messenger RNA, 3726 nt
Organism: Formica exsecta
Lineage: Eukaryota; Metazoa; Arthropoda; Insecta; Hymenoptera; Formicidae
Gene: emp
Product: scavenger receptor class B member 1
Exons: 6
Coding region: 1173-2717 (514 amino acids)
Cellular component (GO): lysosome; cytoplasm; membrane
Molecular function (GO): scavenger receptor activity
Source: RefSeq, a predicted model, not a curated record
GGCGGCUUCAAGAGUUAGUAGUAGUAGUAGGCACUGAACAGGCGCGCACCGAAGGGGGCAAAGUGGAGCGGCAAGUGGGGGCAGAAAUAAAUCGUUCACCUGAGCGGGUCGCGCCAAGGAUCGACGUCGGUCUCUCGGCAGUGUCUCGGCCGAUCUCGCAUCGAUCACACCACCAUCACGUCCGUAUAUCAGAUCGCCAACACAUCUUUCGUGCGCCCCACAACAUUUACAAGCGUGCACUUACAUACGGUGUUCCGCUCGAUAUAGCAUCGAUUUUCCUCAACAUCUCUUUAUCCUUCUCUCUCUCCCUCUUCUCUUCGUUUAAUCCGUCUCUCCUCGGCCACUCUUAUCCGGCCUUCUCAUUUCCUUCUCCCUCUCUCUUUCUUUCUCUCUCUCUCUUCUCCUUGGUCCUCUUCCUCUCCUCAUCAGCAUCCCUGUACAUAUAGUUCCCACCUCCUGGAUCGUAUGCCUCUUUCCUGCCGAAGUGCAACAUCACCGCCGAUCGUUCCCACGAUUACUGUUGCGGCCACCGGCGAUCGAGGAGGCAGCAGCAGUGUAUCCGACGCAUAUAUUCGCGUGCAUCACUCGUUGUCACGUGCUGGGACCGGAUUCGAGGCGGAUCGACGAGGAUCCCGCGAUCGUGGCUAAUAUCGCCGUGAGCGAUCGAUCGAUCGUGGAUGUGAAGGAUCUACUACUGGGCGGGACAUGUCUUAGAGCGAGACGUUUCUUCGAAACUACGACGACGAAGUAAAGAAGAGGAGAAGAGUAAGAGCCCGGCGGAUCCAACAUCUCCAUAAUAACGCUCGACCGGCACACUUUUAGCUCUAGCUCUGCGAGAGGAGGACCGACUUUCUCCGAGUCAAGUUGUGAGCGCCAGCAGCUCUUCGAGGUCGCCGCGAGAAAACGCGACGGCGGGGACAAUAAACGCGUGGAAUCCAACGUGCCGCCGCGUCGAAUGACAUUUCGAACGGAUCCCCUUUCGAAGAAAUCCUGUGUAUUCUGUGGAUGACGUAGCCGUCGCGGGGAUAUAUCCGAGGACAAGAGACAUCGGCGAAAGGGAGGCAGUGACGAACGGGGGAUCGGCGCAUUUGCAUCUCGCGUUUCUUAUCUCGACGCUCGGGUGUGCUGUGUGAUCUCGGGGUGAACGCUCCUCUCGAUCAACACCGGUCAGAAUGAGGGUGCAUCGCGGGAUCUGCGCCAAACUACAGGGCGGCUUCCUCAGACGAUGGUGGGCAGCCGUUGCGGUCGGAGCUCUGCUGAUAAUCCUGGCCGCCGUUUUGGCGGUACUAUUUCCGAAUAUCAUCAAUUUCGUCCUCGAUAAAGAGCUCGCGAUACAAGAGGGUGGUCGUACUUACAAGUUUUGGAAGGAACCGCCGGUGGUACCGCGCAUGCAGAUCUACAUCUAUAAUGUAACGAACGCUGACGAAUUUCUGAAUAACGGCGAGAAACCGGUGCUACAGGAAUUAGGUCCAUACGUUUAUUUACAACACUGGGAAAAAGUCGACAUUAAAUUCAACGACAAUGGAACCGUUAGCUAUAAAGUGAAGAAAACAUUUAUCUUCGACGAGGAACUGUCAGCCGGUUCCCACGAUGAUCUUGUGGUCGUGCCAAAUGUUCCCAUGCUGUCGGCUACCAGCCAAUCGAAACACGCUGCCCGUUUUCUACGGCUCGCGAUGGCAUCCAUCAUGGAUAUCCUCAAGAUCAAGCCGUUCGUCGAGGUGUCGGUCGAGCAGCUGCUCUGGGGUUACGAGGAUCCCCUACUGAAACUGGCCAAGGACGUCGUGCCCAAGGAGCAGAAGCUGCCGUACGAUCAGUUCGGUCUUCUCUACGGCAAGAACUCUACCAUGCCGGAUCUCUACACGAUAUUCACGGGCGCCAACGAUAUUACGAAAUUCGGAAUGAUGGACAGGUGGAACGGCAAGGACGGCCUCGGCUUCUGGACCACGCCAGAGUGCGACUCCGUCAUGGGCACCGAUGGCAGUAUCUUCCCGCCCCACAUUACCAAGGAGACCGUGCUCAAGAUCUUCGACAAGGAUCUCUGCAGGACGUUGCCGCUGGUUUUUCAGCGUGAGGUGAUAGCCGCCGGAGGAGUCCCCGGUUAUAGAUUUUCUCCACCGACGAAUGUCUUCACUUCGGAGAAGAAUUUACCGUCGCAGAAAUGUUACUGUCCAGCUGGACCACCAUGUGCACCAGAAGGCACGUUUAACAUUUCCCACUGCCAGUACGAUUCGCCGGUUCUUCUCACAUUCCCGCAUUUCUAUCUUGCCGAUCCGGCCUUACGAGAGGCUGUGACGGGCAUAUCGCCACCAGAAGCCGAAAAACAUCAGCUCUACAUUGAUGUGCAGCCGAUAAUGGGCACGGCUAUGAAAGCACGAGCGAGGAUACAAAUCAAUCUCGCGGUUAGCCAAGUGCGAGACAUCAAACAGGUGGCUUCAUUCCCCGACAUCGUUUUUCCCAUUAUGUGGUUCGAGGAUUGCGUCGACGAGCUACCCCAGGAGAUGCGUACCUUGCUGAAAUUGGUGGUGGACCUGCCUCCGGUGGCCCAUGCCGCGGUUUCCGGCGCCCUCGCCGCGAUCGGGGCGAUCGUUCUUCUGGGAGCGUUCAUGUGCUUGGCACGUGCCGCCAAACGUCAGGAGAAACUUCACCUCAGCAGUCCGUUGCCGGCGAACGCAACCAACACCAAGACUGGCCAGGUGAAUCUAGCCUUCAGCAAGUAAAAAAAGAAAAAUUUACGGGUGUCAAAUUUAAAUCGGAUCGUGUGAUUGAGGGAAGUCGACGAGUGCGCGAGUGCCUCGAGUCUCAUCCGGCGACGAGAAACGCGCGAGGACCUGUACGAUAAUAUGCUUAUCUUAUUGUAAGACGAUGGGCAUGUGUUUUAUCUCUCGAUUAGGAUUGUUACAGGCGAAUUUAUCGAAGAGAGAGAGAGAGAGAGAGAGAGAGAGAGAGCGACGCGAAUUUUACGCCGAUGUGUUAGAUUAUUUAUGUUACGUCACUCGCGUGUACUUCUCUUCUUUUCCCCUCCCGUUUUUCGGGAGCGUAUUUUGACAGACGGAUGAGUCGCGUAAGUACAAAUAAAUUCGAGAUUUGUGGAGCAAGUGCUUCAGUAUUACGUACGUAAUUUUACGAAAUUAAGACAAAUCAAUGAUAUUUUUCUGUAAAAGAACUAACUCUCCGAAAAUUCAUAUCAAGAAAAAUACUUUGGGAAUAAAUAAUAUUUUACAUUAAAUUCGAUGAAAUAAUAUUAAAUUCGAUAAAUUUAGAGUCAAUAUUUUUUUUUUAAUGAAAAUUCUAUAUUUAUCGCAUUUUUUAAAAAUUCUUAUCAUUGAAUUUUUUUGGGGAAUAAAAUAACACUUUUAUUAAAUUAGAAAUUUAGUUAAAAUAGACGAGAAAGAAAGAUUUUAUUACACGUUUAGUUGUGAUUUACCAAAAUCUUUUUAUUCUAUAUUAUAAUGCUAAGGGGAAAAAAAUCCGAUCUUUUCACAGAUUAUCUAUGACGCUUCUCGGUGCAAUAUUUUUUCUUGACAGCAUGAAAAUGAAAAACGUGAGUUAUGUCAUUCUUCCGAGGAACUUGGCGAUUGAAAUUUACGAUGACAUUUAUAACAUACCGUAAUUGUUAAUAUUGAUGAGCGGCUUUCCUCGUUCUAGAAUCGAAAACAUUACAGAAUUUUAAAUCAACGUUUAAUCGCGCGAGACGAUAGAUAUAAUUAUUGUUGUGAAUUACCGACG